Pteronotus mesoamericanus is the source of this 4133-nucleotide messenger RNA. It is a transcript of the gene SLC67A2, whose product is annotated as major facilitator superfamily domain containing 9. The record is from RefSeq and is a predicted model, not a curated record. Bases 267 to 1607 code for a protein of 446 amino acids. Gene Ontology annotation, biological process: transmembrane transport. Gene Ontology annotation, molecular function: transmembrane transporter activity. NCBI's taxonomy places the organism in Eukaryota, Metazoa, Chordata, Mammalia, Chiroptera, Mormoopidae. The transcript is spliced from 7 exons.
CCGGGGUCUCCAGAGAGGGCCUCGGCGACAUCAAAGCCUGGCGGCAGGAGCUGGGGACGGGGGCCAAGGCGGGAGCUCCGAGGCCUGAUGCUGUGCAAGCCCGUCUCUUCCUGCUCUGCGUCUACCUGGUGGGAUUCUUGUUGUAGCAAGUAACCAAGUAAACUAGUAAUGAGAACAACAACACUUAAAGGAAAAAUGGACAAUCUCUUAAUUCAGAAUACCUAGCAAAAAGGAUCAGUACCUAUUCUCAGAGCUGAAGAGAAAAUAUGUUUGAGCUUCUAUUGUGUGUCAGACUUUUCUCAAUUGCUGUGUCUCUUAAUGGACAUCAUAUAUCUACCAGGCAGGAUUUGUUUGGUGUUAGCAUGGUUGUCCCUUUAUUGAGUGUUCAUAUCAAGUCUCUUGGAGCAAGUCCAACAGUUGCUGGAAUUGUAGGCUCCUCCUAUGGCAUUCUGCAGCUCUUUUCUAGCACAUUGGUGGGCUGCUGGAGUGAUGUGGUUGGAAGGCGGUUUUCCUUGCUGGUGUGCAUUCUCUUCAGUGCUCUGGGUUAUCUUAUUCUCGGAGCAUCUACCAAUGUAUUCUUGUUUGCUCUCGCCAGAGUCCCUGUGGGUAUUUUUAAACAUACACUCUCCAUUUCAAGGGCUUUGCUUUCUGAUCUGGUUCCAGAGAAGGAACGACCAUUAGUCAUUGGACAGUUAAAUACAGCAUCUAGUGUGGGCUUUAUCUUGGGCCCCAUGGUCGGUGGCUAUCUUAUUGAACUAGAUGGUGGAUUUUCUCUCACAUGCUUCAUCUGUUUUUCUGUCUUCGUUCUCAAUGCUGGUCUUGUUUCGCUGUUUCCAUGGAGUGAAAUAAAAGUCAGUAGUACAAAGAAUAGUCUACGGUUGGGUAAGAACUGUGCACCUUUGGGAAAGACAGACCAUGAAGUUCAGGAGGCAAGCCCUACCCUUGGGAACAUGGUGAGUGAGAAGACCCCUAGGCUGCACUGGAUGGAAGUCAUAUCUGCACUGCAGGACAUGAAGAGCCUGAUAUUUUCUGAAAUGUGGGACAUAUUUCUAGUACGCUUGCUAAUGGCCAUGGCAGUUCUGCUGUACUAUAGUAAUUUUGUCCUGGCGCUUGAGGAGCGUUUUGGGGUGAGGCCCAGGGUGACAGGCUACCUCAUCAGUUACAGCAGCGCCCUGGGGGCCCUGUCUGGCUUGGUCCUGGGGCCCAUCCUACGUCUGUACAGGCACAACUCCCACAAGGUCCUGCGGCACUCCAGUAUGCUCACCUUCCUGCUCCUGUUGCUGUAUUCCGUGGCCCCCACCAUGGGAACUGUUGUUUUCUCCUCCACACUCCUGGCCUUCUCCACGGCCAUUGGCAGGACUUGCAUCACAGACCUCCAGCUAACUGUGGGUGGGGCUCAGGCCAGGGGCACCCUUAUAGGCUUGGGGCAGUCAGUGACGGCAGUGGGCAGGGUCAUGGCCCCCAUCCUCUCUGGACUUGCCCAGGAAGUCAGCCCUUGUGGUCCCCCCAGCCUGGGAGCUGCAUUAGCCUUGGUGGCUAUUUUCAUAAUGUCACGAAACAAACUUCACUAUGAUGGUGAUAGGACUGAUAGAUUAAAAAGUGAAUAGAAUGAAUUUGGACAACACCAAGAAGCAAAAUCUGAGGUGGUGAAUGACGGGCAGAGGCCAUGUGAGAAGGGUGUUUUGGAAAGGGUGGGUGAUCUAAGUGAAAAGAUGUUAUUUCCACUCAAGUUCAUCCAGGUCAGCCUUCAGCUCUGCAUUUAGGCCUGUGGAUGAUCAGAAGUCAGAGCCUUGCCAAAGGGGAAUGUAUUAAACAUAUACCUAAAAGUCUUUUUUUCCCAUGUGGGUCAGUGAGGUUAAAUCAAGGGUAAAAGAGCUACCAGCCACAGGAUAAGAAAAUAGUGAUGGCAUACGAGAACACAGUAUGUGCAACAAGUGAGGAGACUCAAGGAUUUUCCUUCUAAAUAAAAAUAGGGUAAUAUUAGUGCUAAUCAGCUGGGAUACAGGUUUCUUUCAAUCAUAUAAGUGAAGAGGAAGCUUUUCUACUGUCAAAGUCCUAGAGAUUGAAGAAGCUGCUUUAUUAAAGCUAAUUUGUCACUUUCUCACGUCAUAACAAGGUUAUGAAUAUUAGUUCCACCCAGAGACCUGGUUAAAAAUCAGAUGCUCAGUCUCACCCCGGAGACUGAUUCCAUGCGCCUAGGUGAGGCCAGAUAUCUGUGGUAUUUAGUAAGUAUCCCUUGCAGUUUCUCAUGGGAUUAAAGAAAGAGUUUGAUUAGAGCAAAACCCAGAGAGAGAUUUGGUGGUUUUAUUGGUAGCUAACUCAAUUUGGACUGUCUGUUAAAAUCAUGUAAUCACAAUAUGUUACACUUUCCCCAGCUGCUAGCAUCAUACCCCAUAACAUUUUAUAUAGAAUAAGAUUGUGUCAAGUAUCAUUCUUACCAGAUGAACUUAAUUCUAGAGUGUCUUGUGUUGAAAAUCAUUUUCUUUAUUUUACACCUGUGCACAAAAGAGCUAUGUUGUUCUACAAGGACACAUUUUGGCAGAUCUUUUCCUGGGUCUAAACUGAGCUGCCAUUCCAAAAUUAGUGCCCAAGGAGAGAGGGGCCCAGAAUGAGGUUAGCACAGGCUUGCACAAGGCAUUAUUUAUAAGGCACAUCCUGACUAUUGGCAUAACGUCAGUUAUUAAUAAAAAUUAUUUAGAAGCUCGCUGUCUUUUCCUCCCACAAACUACCAAAGUACACAUUCCUGUCAAUCUUCUUAAUUAGCCAAGUAGGAUAUUAUUCCUGCUUUCACCCUAAUAUACAUAUAAUUGUAAAUAAUAUUUUAACACACUACUUUUUUAUAACUUAAAUACUCUUCUUAAGCAGAAAAAAAUAUUUCUGUAGUUUUAGAAGUUGGAUAUGGGGUAAACUCAAAUAUGAAAAUGAAUCAGUUGGAAAUUUGAAGAUUGUCCUUUAUCUACAAGAAAAAUAUAAACUUUAUUGUGUCAUAAUUCUGAACUUUUGAGUUGGCUAAAAAGUUAGUAUGGUUUUUGUAAGAUGACCCUAAUAGCACUUAGUUGCAUUUAACUUCAUUCAAAACAAUUUUGUUAGAUUAUAUUGUAACACUAUGCAUUUAAAAAAAAAUCAAAAUUGGUAAAUUUUUGUAUAGCCAUUUUAAUACUGAAAAUGGAAGAAAAUAAGCAACAUUUCAGCAUAUUAUGAUUUAUUAUUUCAAGAAAGGUAAAAACACAACUGAAAUGCAAAAAAAGAUUUGUAUGGUGUAUUGAGAAGGUGCUUUGACUGAUGGACUGUGUCAAAAGUGGCUUGCAAAGUUUUGUGCUGGAGAUAUCUCAUUGGAUGAUGCUCCAUGGUUGGGUAGACUGGUUGAAGUUGAUACCAAAUUGAGACAUUAAUUGAGAAUAAUGAACGUUACACCAUGUGGGGAGAUAGCCAACACACUCAAAAUACCCAAAUCAGUAAAGGUAUUGGUGAAAAUGAAAAAUGUGUCUUUUACUUUAUGGAAAAAUCUAAACAGCCUUUUUGGCCAACCCAGUACAAGUUCUUAGUAAUUUGAGGAAGCCAAAGUGUACUAUAAAAUGGCCUUGUGCUUUAGGACUAUAAUAACUUGUUAUGGAGGUUAGACUCAAUGGACAAUAAAUAACAAAGACUUUUUGUAAUGAAGUAGAAUUUCAGAAGAAUUUCUCUAAAAACUUUCUUUUCUUCACUCUCAAAUAUAGACAAGUUCCUGAGAAGCUCUUAAAUAUAGCCUAGAUAAAGCAUAGCACUUUAUUUCUGAGGUUAAAUAAAAGCCUGUAAACUUACUGAGGUUUUACAGUUAAGCAAAAAUAGAUCUUAGUCUAGAGAAUAGAAAAACGUUUUUGUUUUUCUCCACUGGUAGGUAGUUUCAGUGUUUUGUACACAUGAUUUUUUUUUUUUAAGAUAAAUAUUCUGUUAUACCUCCUCUUAUUAGUCUGAUGUGCUGCUGUUACUCAAGGUGUGUUCUGGGGACCAGCAGGGCCAGGGUCCCUUGGAGCAGAUGCCCCACCUCAGACCUGCUGGGGGACCAUUUCACAAGACACAGCUGCUUUGUAUGUACAGUAAAGUUUGAAAACCACUACUGUAAUGGGCACUAUUUGUAUAAUUUAUGGAAUAUA